Messenger RNA from Xyrauchen texanus (razorback sucker), 3917 nucleotides. RefSeq names its product neprilysin-like. Gene Ontology annotation, cellular component: plasma membrane. Gene Ontology annotation, molecular function: metalloendopeptidase activity. The coding region runs from base 283 to 2604 and encodes 773 amino acids. The record is from RefSeq and is a predicted model, not a curated record. Lineage: Eukaryota; Metazoa; Chordata; Actinopteri; Cypriniformes; Catostomidae. The transcript has 23 exons. Gene Ontology annotation, biological process: amyloid-beta clearance; protein processing.
GAACUUAAGUACUUCGGUUUGUCUCACAUAUUUCAUUUCGCUUUAUUAAUCAUAAGGUUUUUUCUUUUCUUCUCCAGAUGUUUGCUUUAGGCGCGCAAGAUAAUUACUGUAUGUGACACGAGCACAUCCCGCUGUCGCGCGGUAACAGGUAGCCAAGGGAACUGACAUCACUAAAUUUCUUAUCGAUAUCAUAGGCACCCAGAAUACGCUAAACUUAUAAUCGAUCGUCCGCUGGAGUGACACGCUGCAUGGAAAAAGGAAUCUUUCUCACGGAUUUGAUGGAUGUUUGAUCGGUUGGUGAUGCCCAUUUAUAUCAUCGACCGCAAAUUUCCAGAUACACCUGGUGAGUCUCUACAAGCUGCUCCAGAGGGACAGCAGACCAUGGCCGACAACAACACCCAGAAAAAAAAGCCCCAUUGGACCUCAUUGGAGAUCGGUCUCCUGACAAUUGUUUCUUUACUCUUUGUCAUUAUUGUGGCUCUCAUCAUCCUCUUCAUCACACAGAGUGGCAAAGAUGGAGUUUGCAUAACAGCUGACUGCACACAGUCAGCAUCCCGGCUUAUUGAUAACAUGGAUCCCACAGUGAAUCCAUGCAACAACUUCUACCAGUAUGCCUGUGGUGGCUGGCUAAAGAAGAACAUCAUACCAGAGACAAGUUCACGUUACAGCACCUUUGACGUCCUAAGAGACGAACUGGAGGUGGUACUCAAAGGAGUGUUGGAGAAAGAGGACAGUGGAAGCAGCAGCUCAUUGGCAAAAGCCAAGAUUCUUUACAGGUCCUGCACCAACGAGAGCUUAAUUGAACAGAGAGGUGGGACACCUCUGCUCACAAUGCUACCUGAUGUCUUUGAGUGGCCAAUAGCAACAGAUGAUUGGGACACCACAUAUGGACUGAAUUGGAGAGCAGAAGAUGCCAUUGCCAAACUGAAUGAGAAAUAUGGAAAGCAAGUCCUAGUUAGCUUUUUUAUCGGUACAGAUGACAGAGACUCAAAUGCACACAUCAUUCAUUUUGACCAGCCAAGUCUUGGCCUCUCCUCAAGAGACUACUAUGUGUGCACUGGGCCCUAUGAGGAGGCCUGUGUGACAUACGAGAACUUCAUGACUGACUUGGCAAAGCUUAUCCGAACUGACCGGGGGCUGGAGGUUAAUGACACAAAUAUCAGACAAGAAGUUUCCCGGUUGAUGAUGAUGGAAAAGGAAAUUGCUAAUGCAACAGACACACCCGAAGACAGAAACAACCCGGUUCUACUUUAUAACAAGAUGCCUUUGGAGACCCUGAAUACCAAUUUCACCCUGGAGUUUGAUUCUGGGGUGUUCAACUGGACACUCUUCACUAACAGGAUCAUGGCCACAGUUGGCGUUCCUGUUACAGGCAGUGAGGAUGUUAUUGUGUAUGCCCCUAACUACUUUAAGAGGCUCAACCCUGUUCUUGCCAAGUACACUAAGAGGGACAUUCAGAACUACAUGGUGUGGCGCUUCAUUAUGAAUCUGGUGGUCGGUCUGAGCAGGCCAUACAGGGAGACCAGAAAAGCCUUCAGAAAGGCUAUCUAUGGGACCACCUCUGAAGCAGCGGUUUGGAGGCAGUGUGCCAUCUACGUCAACAACAACAUGGAAAAUGCUGUGGGGAGAUUGUACGUGGAGGAAGCCUUUGCCGGAGAUAGCAAAGAAAUGAUGGAUGAGAUGAUCGCUAACAUCAGAGAGGUGUUUGUAAGUAACCUGGAUGAUCUAGCUUGGAUGGACGCUGAAACUAAGAAAGCUGCAGAGGAGAAAGCACGAGCAAUCCGAGAAAGAAUUGGUUUUUCAGAAAACAUCAUGAAUGACACAUACCUAGACCAGGAAUACCAAGAUUUAAGCUAUAAUGGAGACGAAUACUUUGAGAACAUUCUGAAGAAUUUGGAAUUUGGUCAGAAGAAACGGCUGAAAAAAUUAAGAGUAAACGUGAACAAACAAGAGUGGAUCACAGGAGCUGCUGUGGUCAAUGCAUUCUACUCAUCAAGCAGAAACCAAAUAGUAUUUCCUGCAGGUAUUCUUCAGCCUCCAUUCUUUGGGAAAGGUCAGCCCUGGUCUCUGAACUAUGGAGGUAUUGGCAUGGUCAUCGGACAUGAGAUCACGCAUGGCUUUGAUGACAAUGGCCGUAAUUUUGACAAAGACGGUGACCUCAAAGACUGGUGGACUCCAUCUUCGACUCAGAAGUUUCAUGAGCUUUCGAAAUGCAUUGUGGACCAGUAUGGAAACUUCUCUUGGGACUUGGCAAAUGGACAAAAUCUAAAUGGGAAUAAUACCCUUGGGGAGAACAUUGCUGACAACGGAGGUAUUCGCCAGUCUUAUCAAGCCUACCAGCACUAUGUGAAGAAACAUGGAAAGGAAACCCCUCUGCCUGGAAUUGACCUCAAUCACGAGCAACUAUUUUUCCUUAACUUUGCACAGGUUUGGUGUGGAACACAUAGGCCUGAACAUGCUGUCAACUCAAUCAAAACCGACGUCCACAGUCCAGGGAAGUUCAGAGUCCUUGGAUCAUUACAGAACUUCCCAGAAUUUGCCAAAGCCUUCCAGUGCCAGAAACAUGACAACAUGUUGCCAGAGAAGAUUUGCCGGGUGUGGUGAUCACUCUUGCUACUGAAGAUGAGGGUUUUAUUGAGGGCCUGUGGUCUCUCUGUUGACUCUUAGACCGCUAUGGCAGUAAACUAGGGUCCCUACGCUAAACUCCACCAGUGCAAUUGCGCCAUUUAUGGAGAGGGGGAGCUAUAUCGAUACACUCCUACAAGCGACAGCCAAUUUAUUUGAUUUUAGUUAGUGCAAUCAUUUCUCAAUCCAUGGCUCUUACUGUUUGUAUACAUUGUCAAAUCUAAAGUGACAUCUAUGUAGAGAUACUGUUAAUUUUUGUAUCCUUUUUGUUAAUAUCAAGUAAAACUGUGAAAUGGCAAUAUCAGUAGCAUUCUGUAUAGGCCUAUAAAAAAUUUUGUUUUGCAAUACCAGUAUACAUCCACUGCUUGCACCACCGCUGGUCAACCAUAAUUGAUUUUGUAUUACACAACCAGGAUAUGCCAAGAAUUGUAUGUAUAGUACUACAGGAGUUAAUAGAUAUUUUAGUGAAUUACACUCUGUAAUAAUUUUGUCUGGAAACAAGAAAAUUAUCUCAUUUGUAUUUAGCACAGUGAAAAUUAAAAUAUGUAGAUUUAUUUGUAAUUUGUGUCAAUUGAUUUUCCAUUGAGCAUUUCAUAAUAUCACAAAAUAUUAAUGGACACAUCCGGAAUAUAAAAAUAACUUUAACAUUUCCAGCAAUUCAGAAACUGAAUGUUUGAUCUGAAUCUCUCAAACAUGUCUCAUGACAUCAGAAGCACAGGAGUUAUGAAGUGCAAAUGAGUCUGCUUAUAUUACUUGAAUAUUUUGAAUCAAGUGUAUUUGUGUGAUGGUCUACAUUUGUUUGCUUUGUUUUCCCAUUGUAUAUGCUGGCCUUGACAUUUGCUUGUAUGAACAGGUGUAGAUGCAAAAAUAAUAUGCAGCCUGUUCGCCAUUUUUGACUUAAAGCCUUAAAAAUUAGCUAUUGAUUUUGUCGUAUGAAGAACAAGGCUAAGCGAUUCAUACUGAAAUCAAUCCAUGCGCACAAUAAAUAUUAAUGCCAAAGAUUUUUACACUUACCCUUGCUCUGUGAUUUUAUGUUAAUCUAGAAAAUAUGAUACGAUAGUUUAAGAACUGCUGGUCCAAACAUACCCUUCACAACAUCAUAAGCAAGUAUUAAAGCAACUCUUUUCUUUUACCACAUUUAUGAAAAUUUAAAGGAUUAUACUUGUGAUAUUGUUAGUGAUCAGGUAACUAUGUAUUUACAUGAGCUGUACAAGUUUUUUCCCCAAGGGCAUUGAGAAAUUGUAAGCUAAAACAUGCACUUAAAAAAAAAAAAAAAAAAAACACAAAUAAAA